AUACCUUUCGGAUCUAGGGUUCCCUAAUUCGCUCCUCCGAUCUUGUUUCUUGAGCGCCGUCGCUGUUGUUUGCGUCUUUUCCGCGUCGGUUUGAUUCGCGACGGCUCCCUAGGAAAACAUAACUGCCGAAUUGUUGGUCCCGAAUUAUCCUAGGGCUUCUGGGUUUUGUUUUCUUGCUGAUGUAGACGUGUUUCGGGUUCGUGGUUCUCGUGUAGAUUUCCCUAUUUGGGUGAUAUUGGAGUUUGUUUGUUUGUAUUUUGUGUGCGUUAGGGUUUCUUGGUAUUGCGUUGGAAGGCCAAGUUGAAACUUUCUGUCAGGUCCUCUCUCGCAAGUAUUGCCUUUCCGUGGAAUAUUAUUUAGUAGAAAGGCUGAUAUCGAGAAUUCAUUCGAGAAUGUUCACUUUGUUUGCGAGGAUGCUACUGUAAUCUUGGACUGAAGUUUUCAAGAUCAUAUGACAUAAACAUUUCAUGCUCUCUGUUGGGAACCUGCAAGGGAAGGUUAUUUUUGAGUUUCGACAAACAUAAUAGUCGCUGGUGUCAUGAGCAUGCUUGCUUACUCUUCAUUUUGAGAGUGGCUUUGGAUUUAACCUUUCUUUAGUUCCAAUUGCCAACUGAGAAGACUUGCACAAAUCAUGACUUCUUCAGUUCAAAGCUUAUCUGAUAACAGUGAACCUGAUGAACAGCAUGAGCAGGAACAAUCUGAGAACCAACAGCAGCCCUAUGGUGCUGCAAGCUUGCAGUCUGGCAUAGCAACACCUUUACUUGGGUACAUGAUGCCCGCUGGUCAGUUCGAAGUGGGACAGACUAUGGCUCCAACACCUUACCCAUAUGUGGAUCCUUACUAUGGUGGUAUUUUUGCAGCUUAUGGUGGACAACAUGUGAUUCAUCCACAACUAAUUGGAGUGAAUCAUUCUGGGGUGCCAUUGCCAACUGAUGCAGUUGAAGAACCUGUUUAUGUUAAUGCAAAACAGUAUCAUGGUAUAUUAAGGCGUCGACAGUCUCGAGCAAAAGCUGAAUCAGAAAAUAAGUUAGCAAAACUUCGUAAGCCCUAUCUGCAUGAAUCUCGUCACUUGCAUGCUUUGAGAAGAGCUAGAGGAUGUGGAGGUAGAUUUCUUAAUUCGAAGUUAGAAGCAAACCAACAGAAUGAGUCCAAAGGAAAUCAAUUGAACGAGAUUGCCGCAAAUGACAAGGCCCAAUCUUCUGACAUUCCAGGUUCCGGUAAGUGUCCCAUUAACCAGGAGAAUACUACUAAGCUCUCUGGCAAUAGAGCAGAAUCGACCAGGGUUCUAGUUUGUGAAAAGACACCACUGGACAUUGAAUCAAAGCCAACGCCCUAAUUUACUUGUUCAGAGACCAGAUUUGCUGAAUGUUGGUAAGGACAGUGUUUCUGUACAGUAUCUUCCAGGAUUACCAGCCAGCGUAGGUGUAGAGUCAAACCGCAAGAGCUUUAAUUAAUCUGAACUGUAGCUUUGGUGAUCGGUGUGCUCUUAGGAGAGUUUGAUGAUGUAAGUUAGGAACGUCAUGGGAUCAUGUAAAGAUUCUACUUCCUCGGGUGUUUUUUGGUAGGUUCUUGAUAAAAGCAAAUGUUUGGUGAGAGAACAUCUGAUAAUUUUGAUUCUCUCUAUGAAUGUUGUUCUUGCAGA
This is a messenger RNA of Musa acuminata subsp. malaccensis (wild Malaysian banana), 1642 nucleotides long. Its product is annotated as nuclear transcription factor Y subunit A-7. Gene Ontology annotation, cellular component: CCAAT-binding factor complex. Gene Ontology annotation, biological process: regulation of transcription by RNA polymerase II. NCBI's taxonomy places the organism in Eukaryota, Viridiplantae, Streptophyta, Magnoliopsida, Zingiberales, Musaceae. The record is from RefSeq and is a predicted model, not a curated record. Gene Ontology annotation, molecular function: DNA-binding transcription factor activity, RNA polymerase II-specific; DNA binding.